AUGCUGCUCCGUCCCCGGCGGCCGCCACCGCUCGCGCCUCCGGGGCCGCCGUCGCCAGACAGUCCCGACGCUGACCUGCGGCCGACCGGGGACGGCCCCGGGACCCCACCUGUGGGUCCCACCACGCUAGGCGCGCUGGCGGAGCCCGAGUCGCCCCAGUCGCCCGUGUCCCCGGGAUCGGCACAGCGCACGCCCUGGAGCGCCCGGGAGACUGAGCUGCUGCUGGGCACGCUGCUGCAGCCGGCCGUGUGGCGCUCGCUGCUGCUGGACCGCCGCCAGGCGCUGCCCACCUAUCGCCGCGUGUCCGCCGCGCUGGCCCGCCAGCAGGUGCGGCGCACGCCAGCGCAGUGCCGCCGGCGGUACAAGUUCCUCAAGGACAAGCUCCGCGACGCACAGGGCCAGCCGCCCGGGCCCUUCGACGCACAGAUCCGCGAGCUCAUGGGGCUGCUGGGCGACAACGGGCGCAGGCGGGUCCGCCGCCGCCCCUCUGGACCCGGACGCCCCCAGCGCGGCCGCCGCCCGGCCGCCGCUGCGCCCGCCCCAGACGACCCAGGCGCCUCGCCGCAGCCGGCCGCCCGGGAUCCAGACGUGGACGCCGUCUGCGCGCUCAGGUUCAGCCCGUCCGUGCCGAAGUCUGCGGACGCCUGCCGCGCACCGGGCUCCCCACCGGCCCCCGCCCAGACGGCUCUCCGCACACUCUCCCCCGAACGCGGCCACGCGCGGGGCUCCCCACCGCCGCCGGACCCCGCCCCCGAGGACCCGGACGAGCCGCCUGGCAGCCACGAGGACCGCGCGCCCCCACAGGCUGCGCCCCCGUCGCUGAACGCCGCGCUGCUGCAGACCCUGACGCACCUGGGCGACAUUGUGGCUGUCCUGGGACCGUUGCGCGACCAGCUGCUGACCCUGAACCAGCACGUGGAGCAGCUGCGUGGCUCCUUCGACCAGACGGUGUCCCUGGCCGUGGGUUUCAUCUUGGGCAGUGCAGCCGCAGAGCGGGGCGUCCUGAGGGACCCGCGAGAGUGA
This is a messenger RNA of Marmota flaviventris (yellow-bellied marmot), 1023 nucleotides long. NCBI's taxonomy places the organism in Eukaryota, Metazoa, Chordata, Mammalia, Rodentia, Sciuridae. The record is from RefSeq and is a predicted model, not a curated record.